CCUUUCACUCUCAAUUAAACCUCCAACACCAUUAGCAGCAACCCUGCAACUUUUAUAAAUUGGGUAAUUUGAUCAUGUCGCUCAGAAUCCUACUACUAGUGUUUGCCCUGGUUUUGACCACAGCCAUGGCCCAAACUCCAGGCGGCAGUACUACUUCAUGCACCAACACCAUCGCCUCCUUGUCACCUUGCCUCGCCUACGUCACCGGGAAUUCGACCACGCCUUCAGCUUCCUGCUGCUCCCAGCUCAGCGGCGUCGUCAAGGUAACACCACAGUGCCUCUGCACUUUGAUCAACGGCGGCGGCCCGUCGUUUCUGACCAUCAACCAGACUCUGGCUCUUGCCCUGCCUGGCGCUUGUAAAGUCCAGACUCCACCCGUUAGCCAGUGUAAAGGUCUGCCGAUGCGCCGGGAAGUACAGCUAGUCCGCCGGAGAGUUCAACAUCACCAGCGCCAACAGAGUCGAGCAAUGACACACCUGAACCGGCGAUUACUCCGACAGCAUCACCUUCAGGAGAUGGAACGACUGGGACCAACACAGUCCCAUCGACCACUGGUGGAACAACGUCUGAUGCCACCAUCGCCAGCCCCACAACUUCUGUUCGAUUCAUGCUCGUGGGAGUACUCCUCGCUGCAGCAGCAAUCGCCAGAUUCUAAGCACCUUUGCAACUUGCGGCUCAUUUUGAGAUCUGUUUACUUUUCAUCGAAUGGUGUGAUUGGUGUGACGAUGGUGUGCAUUUGAGAUUGGGUUUUUUUGAGGGGUUGUAUGUAUUGCAAUUUAUUUGUUUGGGGACGAUAUUUAGGUGCAGCCUUGGUUGAUUGAGAAUUUGACGUCAACUAAUAGACCGGGACUCUGUACUAAACCCUGGCUUGGCUAAUGGUAUGUUUACUUUUUAUUUAUGUUUUCUGUG
Messenger RNA from Linum tenue, 909 nucleotides. The record is from the annotation of a GenBank genome assembly. NCBI's taxonomy places the organism in Eukaryota, Viridiplantae, Streptophyta, Magnoliopsida, Malpighiales, Linaceae.